Didymodactylos carnosus is the source of this 585-nucleotide messenger RNA. The record is from the annotation of a GenBank genome assembly. NCBI's taxonomy places the organism in Eukaryota, Metazoa, Rotifera, Eurotatoria, Philodinida, Philodinidae.
AUGAGUGAUGGUACGGGCGGUACAUUGUUGAAUCAACUGUCGCAACCUGAGGAUCUUGAAAUAGAUCAGUAUCAAAAUCUAUAUAUUGCUGACACUGUUAACAAUCGUAUUGACUAUGUCGUUGUUGCGGGUGGUAAUGGGUAUGGCAGUAAUCAAAAUCAAUUCAAUCAACCAAGUGGUGUUUAUGUUGAUGAACGAACAUUAACCGUUUAUAUAGCUGAUACGUAUAAUAAUCGUAUACAAAAAUGGCUUGAAAAUUCCACAACAGGUAUCACUGUGGCCGGUAUUGAAGAUACCAGUUCGGGAACACAAACAAAUCGACUUAAAUACCCCAUGAGUGGUUUGAUUGUUGAUCGAGAAGGAAACUUAUACAUAAGCGAUACCAAUAAUCAACGUAUACAACAACGGUUAGUAAACGCAACUGAAGGACGAACAAUGGUGGGUAGUGAAGAUGGUAUUGGUAGUGCAGAUUCGAAUAAAUUAAACAGACCCAAGGGGAUUAGAUUUGAUUGGCAAUAUAGUUUAUAUGUUACUGAUAGUGGCAAUAAUCGUGUGCAAAAAUUUAACUUAAUUGACAAUGGUUAA